AUGAAGCGGGCGGACCUCGCAACACCAAAGGGGAUCGACCACGAUUACAACUAUCUUACGAGUAUCGAGCGGGAACUUGAUCAUGCUGAAAAGAAUGCUAUAUCGAGGGGGUUCAUGCUGGAGGAGGAAAGGAGGAGGGGUAAGCAACCGGCGAAGGGAGAAACACAGUUCAAUGCUGCGAUUGAGAGGUGUGGGGUUGUUGUUGCGAAAGCACCGAAGGGCAUGACGAGGAGCAAGCGGAAUGCGACGAUCUGCAGUAAAAAGAAUCGUACUCUUCAGUGGACCGUGGAAUGGGUACACCCUGACGGCAACAAGACAAUGGAUAAAUUGUGGGAGACGCAAAGCAUAUCUGCUGCUUACGACGACCAUCUGAGAUAUCUAGACAGGAGUCACCCAAAGAAAAGACGGAAACCUGAUCAUAAAUACAAAGACCUCGCAGCGUCGGCUACAUUCGUAUCAUCGAGCGUGCCAGCCCAUGACUCUACCGUAGGAGAACAACCAAGUGGGUCCACUACGACGGCUCCUGUGGGCAAGCGAAAACGUGAGGAGGAUGAAGCUCGUGUGAACCGCAACGCUGAGGGAGAGAACCCGAACAUGGCUGUUGCCAAAGACACUGGCGAUUCAGGAGCCAUCCAAAACUCAGCAUCUAUACCCGCGUCGUCCGACGCUUCGCCGGUGACAGAACCAGCGCCGAAGGUGGAUUUCAACUUCUACCUCCACCAUCCAUCUCUACCCUCACGACAUCCAGUCGUAAUACCACUUCCCCCGGACGCCAAACUAGCAACCUCACUGACCAACAGACUUGUACUCGAAUUCCCAACAAUAUAUGUAUUGCGCAGCCAGCCAGAUGGCACAUUACCCGAGGGAUUGGUGAGCGAAGAGGAUUUCUUUGCUUCGGCGAAGAAGGAGUUGAUUGAAGAAAUAGCAGGCGAGAAAACCUCCGUUGGUGGAUUUGAUGGGAAAUUUGAAGAGAGAAAGGCACAUGAUCUAGAGGAUGGCGAGGUGGAUCAGGGUCGUCUGCUAGAAGUCUUGGGGAAGGAUUUGAAAGGGAUCGCGGGCUCGCUGUAA
Molecule: messenger RNA, 1068 nt
Organism: Letharia lupina
Lineage: Eukaryota; Fungi; Ascomycota; Lecanoromycetes; Lecanorales; Parmeliaceae
Exons: 2
Coding region: 1-1068 (355 amino acids)
Biological process (GO): maturation of LSU-rRNA from tricistronic rRNA transcript (SSU-rRNA, 5.8S rRNA, LSU-rRNA); snoRNA localization; box C/D snoRNP assembly
Cellular component (GO): pre-snoRNP complex; nucleus
Source: RefSeq, a predicted model, not a curated record